Tuber aestivum (summer truffle) is the source of this 2957-nucleotide messenger RNA. NCBI's taxonomy places the organism in Eukaryota, Fungi, Ascomycota, Pezizomycetes, Pezizales, Tuberaceae. The record is from the annotation of a GenBank genome assembly.
GAGAACAAACCACCUGCAUGGAGCCCGGGCGUUAUCGGGCUUGAUGAUGCUUCAUGUACUCGAGUACUGUACUCGAGUACAGCAUUGUGCCAUACUUUUGCUGUGCCGGCGCUACCAAAUUGAUUAAUUGCCCCCCACUCUCCGAAAUCUACUCUGAUAUCCUAGAGCCAGAGCCAACCAGAUGCGUGCAACAAAAACUGUGGGACUGAAGAGUGCUUUUCCUUCCUUUCUUCCUCCUCCCUCCCUUACUCGAGUACAGUUGCAUUGCAGGGCAGGGCAUUUCGGGAAUUUAGCAUUGUUGCUUGCCACUGGGGAACCUUCAGCGCUAGAUUGAAAAUCGCGCAGUGAUGCCGGUGUUGGUGGUGGCCCCUCAUUUUGUUUAUCCGUGCAUACGUCAGGCGAUGGGUGCCCCUCCAAACUUUUGGUUUUGGUUUGGUUUGCUUGCUCUCAUGUUUGGUCAGACGCAACAUAAACCUCCGCCUCUGCUCUUUCCAUCCUAACUUUGUUGCUGUAGUUCGUUGCGUUAACCAUCCAUAACAGUUGCUCUAUCAAAGGAGGAGAACAAGGUCGGCCCUCGGAAUCAUCACUACUCCCUUUUGUGUAGGAAGGACUGCUCUUUCUGGUAAAUCAAGGCACGUUGACAUUCUCUCAUCAUUUCUGUGGUUUUCGCUUUCAAUUUUGUUUCCCUGUUUUUGCUAUAGAUGGACCUUUUGGGUUCGAGAUGUACCCCGCUCUGCUUCCCCGCUCAUCUGCUGUCCCAUCUUGUACGAUGGGGGUAUCCCAUUUUUAUUGCACUUCUAUGCAGAUGAGGGGGAUAUUUUUUCUUCUUGCCUUUAUCAGCCUGGAUGUUUCAUGUGGGAAUGUGCCGUUAACUGUUCAGAAGCAGGAACAAACCAUGCCUUUCAGUCUUGCUUCGGAAUUGCCCGCCUGGAAGACUCUCCAGGAUCAUUACCAAACCGUCAAGACAUUGCACUUGUCGGAUUUGUUCGCUCAGGACCCCAAGAGGGCCGAGAGGCUCUCUCGUUCGUUCCUUAAUGAUGCCGAUGGAAACGAGAUUUACUUUGACUUCAGCAAGAACUUCCUCACGGAGGAGACUCUUGGACUCUUGAUCAAACUAGCUAAGGAGGCUGAUGUCGAAGGACUUCGUGACCGAAUGUUCAGGGGUGAGAAGGUCAACUUCACCGAGGAGAGAGCUGUAUACCAUAUGGCUCUACGCAAUGUUUCAAACAGGACUAUGGAGGUUGAUGGGAGGAGCGUUGUUGAGGGCGUCAACUCCGUACUGGAGCAUAUGAAGGAGUUCUCGGAGCAGGUUCGCAGCGGUGGGUGGAAGGGGCAUACCGGUCAGCGCAUCAGGAGCAUUGUGAAUAUUGGAAUUGGUGGCUCCGAUCUGUGAGACUCUCCUGCCAUUCCUGACGAGCCUGAGUAUUAACAAUGAUGUAGUGGGCCAGUCAUGGUUACAGAGGCUUUAAGGCCUUACGGGCACCCUGACCUGACUUUGCAUUUUGUGUCAAAUAUUGACGGCACCCACAUCACCGAGGCCCUCAAGUCUUGCGAUGCAGAAUCGACACUGUUCCUGGUCGCUUCAAAAACCUUUACUACCGCCGAAACUUGUACAAAUGCAAACACGGCAAAAGAGUGGUUCUUGAAGCAGAAAGGUAUCGAUGGGGAUAGAUCUGCCAUUGCAAAACAUUUUGUCGCUCUCUCCACCAAUGAGGUGGAGGUCACCAAAUUUGGAAUUGACGCCCAGAACAUGUUCGGUUUCGAAUCGUGGGUUGGCGGAAGGUACUCUGUUUGGUCGGCAAUUGGAUUGAGUGUUGCCCUUUAUAUUGGAUUCGACAGAUUCCAUGAGUUCCUUGCUGGUGCUCACGCUAUUGAUAAUCACUUCCUAAGCAAGCCUUUGGAAGAGAAUAUUCCCAUUAUUGGAGGUCUUUUGAGCGUUUGGUAUAGCAAUUUCUUCAAUGCCCAAACUCACUUGGUCUCGCCGUAGGUUUACCCUCAUGAGUAGCACUUAUAUGAUUAUACUAAACACUUUGGAGCAGAUUCGACCAAUACCUUCACCGCUUCCCCGCGUACCUCCAGCAGUUGUCCAUGGAGUCGAACGGAAAGUCUGUUACUCGUGAUGGUAGCAUCGUAAAUUACACUACCGGGGCUAUCUUGUUCGGGGAGCCAGCCACCAAUGCUCAGCACUCUUUUUACCAGCUCCUUCACCAAGGAACAAAGUUCAUCCCUACUGACUUCAUUCUGGCCGCAGAGUCUCACAACCCUGUCGCGCCAGACAACAAGCACCAAUCGCAAGUAAACACCUCCCCCACCAAAUCCGGCAUUAGCUAAUCUGAGAAUAAGAAUGUUGGCCUCCAACUUUUUUGCACAGGCCGAGGCCCUCAUGGUCGGAAAGGAUGAAGGGCAGGUUCUUGCAGAGGGUACUCCCGAGAGGCUCAAGAACCACAAGGUAUUCCGUGGCGAUCGCCCAACCACCGCCAUACUAGCCCAAAAGAUCACCCCCGGCGCUCUUGGUGCCUUGAUCGCUUACUAUGAGCACCUUACCUUCACCGAAGGUGCCAUCUGGAACAUCAACUCGUUCGACCAAUGGGGUGUCGAAUUGGGCAAGUCCCUUGCGAGUAAGAGCUCUCCAUCCCAGUGAAUGUGGGGAAUUGUGACUGACAUUAUGGAUAGAGAAAAUUGGUUCCGAGCUCGAGACGCCCGGAGAUGUAUCUGGACACGACGGUUCUACCAAUACACUUAUCAACAAGUUUAAGAAGAUGUCCAGCGCGGGCAAGGUUGAGUACAAGCUUUAGCUUGGCGGUUUGGGGGAAAUUUUGUUUCCUAUUUAGCUUCUUUCCUGGGCCAUGCGAUAUGUAAUGUAGGGGUCACGUUUGCCUUUUUGGUAUCGUCUAUAGACUGUUGGUCCCCUUGCGUGGGUAGUUGCGGUGCAUGAAACAGUGGCUACGUGGAAAACU